UCGGUAUGCUUGCUUCCAUUUGGUUCCUAAAGUAAACGGUAAACUGUUUCUGUUACCAAAAGUUUUGCAACAGACGAAAUGUUUUGCAACUGAAUCUGACUAAUGAAUACACCUCAUGAAUCCCACAAUACCAGGCGAAGGAGUUUCUUAUUUUUUUCCGUGGCAGAGCUGGUUGUUUCAAACCUCAGUCAAAGCGAAAGCGAAGUCGCUAUGCGGGGAGAUGUAAGAUGGCAGAGCUACAAAUGUUGCUAGAGGAGGAAAUUCCAGCCGGCAAAAGAGCUCUCGUAGAGAGUUACCAGAAUCUCACACGGGUAGCAGACUACUGUGAAAACAAUUAUGUUCAGGCUACGGACAAGAGGAAAGCUCUGGAGGAGACCAAAGCCUACACCACCCAGUCCCUGGCCAGCGUGGCCUACCAGAUCAAUGCCUUAGCCAACAACGUGCUGCAGCUGCUGGACAUCCAGGCCUCACAGCUGUGCCGAAUGGAGUCCUCAAUCAAUCACAUCUCUCAGACGGUGGACAUCCACAAGGAGAAGGUGGCCAGGCGAGAGAUCGGGAUCCUCACCACCAACAAGAACACAUCGAGGACCCACAAGAUCAUCGCCCCCGGCAACAUAGAGCGGCCGGUGAGGUACAUCAGGAAACCCAUCGACUACAACGUGCUGGACGAUGUUGGCCAUGGGGUCAAGCAGCAUGGAAACAAUCAGCCAAUCAGAGGAGGAGGAGGAACGCUAUCGAGGACCAAUCCGCCAACACAGAAACCUCCUAGCCCGCCUCCCGUGACAGGGACGUUGUCAGGGCGUGGAACUCUGGGACGCAGCACACCCUGUAAACCUCUAGAGCCGGUGAAACCACCCACAGUGCCAAACGACUAUAUGACCAGCCCUGCUCGACUAGGCAGCCAGCACAGCCCCGGAUGCACUGCAUCUCUCAACCAGAGACAAAGAACCCACAGUGGUAGUAGUGGGGGUAGUGGCAGCAGGGAGAACAGCGGGAGCAGCAGUAUUGGCAUUCCCAUGGCCGUGCCUACGCCCUCCAUUCCCAACUCUGGACCAGUCCCGCCCAUGUCUGCUCCCCCCGGAGCCCCUCCCCCUCCUCCUCCUCCUCUCCCUGGGCAGAGUCCCCCAGUGGCCCGAGUGGCUUCUGCAGCAAUAGUGGUGGCUCCCGGGCCUGGUCUUGGCCCCAUCCCCAUGUCCCAGUUUGGCACCAUCUCGCGGCAGAUCUCACGGCACAACUCUACCACCUCCUCAGUCUCCAUGGUUUCGGCCACGGGCACCUACCGCCGGGCGCCGUCCGUCACCUCCCAGUUCUCCCUGCAGCAGCAGCAGGCCCUACAGCUACAGCAGCAGCAGAUACAGCAGCCGUACAUUAACGGGGGAACCUCAACCUACCCCCAGAACUCAACUGCCCCUCCUCCCCCCAUGCCCCAGCUGACUCCACAGAUACCUCUGACAGGCUUUGUGGCCAGGGUGCAGGAGAACAUUGCGGACACCCCUACUCCGCCUCCCCCUCCUCCGCCCGAUGACCUGCCCAUGUUUGAUGAAGCUCCUCCCCCUCCUCCACCGCCGCCAGUUGACUACGAGGAACAGGAAGCGGCUGUAGUUCAGUACAGCGACUCGUAUGCGGAUGGAGACCCCCAGUGGGCGCCCAAGAGCUACAUGCAGAAAGUGGUGGCCAUCUACGACUACACUGCGGAUAAAAACGACGAGCUGAGCUUCAUGGAGGGAGCCGUCAUCUACAUCAUUAAGAAGAACGAUGAUGGCUGGUACGAGGGAAUCAGUAGCGGAGUCACGGGACUGUUCCCCGGCAACUACGUCGAGUCCAUCAUGCACUAAGCUGACUGAUGGGACCGUACUGCUCUCUAUUGAUUCGGUGUUUCUACUACAGACGUCUGACCUUUCGAAGCAUAGGGAAGUGCUUUUGGAUACGACAGAAUGUUUGGUCUCUUACUAAUCUCAAAUAAAUCAAAUACAAAAUAUCUAUUUACUUUAUUUUGGUGGUGUUGUUGUGGGUGGGUAAGGGGGGGGCAUAAAGUAUAUAAAGAAGGAAUAGGAUAAGGCUGAUGAUGUAGGGAUGUUUUUAAAGACCAGGCAGUGGAGGUUGCUGAGGGGAAGACGGGCUCAUAACAAUAGCUGGAACGGAGCAAAUGGACUGGCGUCAAACACCUGGAAAACCAUGUGUUUUGAUUCCAUUCCUCUGAUUCCGCUCCAGCCAUUACCACGAGCCCGUCCUCCCCAAUUAAGGUGCCACCAACCUCCUUUGAGACCAGGGUAACACUAGCUGAAGGACAUCCUUUCCUUUAAGUGUACUUCCUGUUUACAUAUGCACGACAUAACAUCUGACCCAACUAUUCAUCUAUUGACCUACACAUUUCUCAUGCACUUAUAUUAAAGUAUUAAUGUCUUUAUGAGUGUAUCGCGAGUAUUAUGCUAUAUGGAGACGGUUUGUCAGACGGUAUGUAAUGCAUAUGUAAACAGUAGGCGAUCUUGUGUAGACCUUCAGUGGAAGUGCUACUACUGUUAACUGUAUGUAAUGUGAGCUGCAGCCUGUUGGGUGUCUGUAGUGUAAAUUCAGUGAAUGUCAAUCGCAGUAUCUCAAGCAGGCUACUUACCACACACACAUGCAAAUGUCCUACAGAAGAUUCUGUUUGAUUUACUUCAUUUUUUUUUUAAAUUUAUUUUACUUUUUUUGACAAUACAAAAACUUAUUAUAGACAAAAACAAUAGACAACUCAACAUUUACAUCCACACAUUUUGACAAACAUGACUGACCUCCCCCUUGGUCAGACCCACCACCUCACCCAUCCUGCCAGUCAUCCCCUGCCAGUCUCCAGUGCAAAACUUUAUGCCAUAUAGCUUCAAACUGCACUAUUCUGCCUCUCUCUGUUGCCCAAAUUGUUCAAUAUUUAGAUAACGCAUUUGAUUCAUUCAUUUAACUUUUUUAUUUUAUGAUUUGACAAAAAAAAUUAACUACAAAAGUUAUAAUCAGAAGCCUGAUCCAUUUUGGGUUUUUACAUUUUAAAUAUUAUUUAUCUUUUUAUGAUUAACAAAACCUUUAAUUUCUGUUUCAUUUCAGUCGUUCCUGAAGUCUGAGCGUAAAGCAAAAUCUAAUAAAAAUGUAUAACCUCUGUUUAAUUAUGCUUCCAUUUUGUUGAAAUACUCACAUUCAAUUUAGGCUUUUAUUUUUUUUAUUGAUUAAAUUGUCUAGACACAAGGCAUUCUGGGACUUGGUUUUAUUUUCAAAAUGCUCUAAUUUGUCUUUAAACAUAUUAAAUUGCCAUAUUCUUUCAUCUGGUAAUGCCGUGAAAAGCAACACCAUGUCGUCGUGACUCCCAGUUUGAAUGACUCAUUUCCCCUCUUCACUAUUUAGAGUUCCACCACCAUUUUAAGAAACGUUGUAGUACAUGUCUAAUCUGAACAAAAUUAUUUAUCUGUAGGUAUUUUUUGGGUGAUCAAAGUAUUUAAUGUAAACAGUAACGGAUUAUGAUCCAUUGUUCUUCAUGCCGUGUUAGUGGGCUUAGUUUUCAAAACUGUUUUGUCAUAUUCAUUAAAAAAAAAAAAACUUGUAAAAAGCUGCCAUUUGACUAUU
This is a messenger RNA of Salvelinus namaycush (lake trout), 3588 nucleotides long. RefSeq names its product abl interactor 1-like. Gene Ontology annotation, cellular component: intracellular anatomical structure; lamellipodium. Gene Ontology annotation, molecular function: SH3 domain binding. Lineage: Eukaryota; Metazoa; Chordata; Actinopteri; Salmoniformes; Salmonidae. The record is from RefSeq and is a predicted model, not a curated record. The coding region runs from base 228 to 1835 and encodes 535 amino acids. The transcript has 11 exons.